GCGAGUCCUGUCCAGCGUGCAGAGGGUCCGCAACGAGUCUGAGCUGGGCUGCGUUGUUCCGUUUCGUUGUUCGCCGCUGCCGGUUGUUAUUGUUGCCGUCGUCGGUCCAUUUGCCUCGUUCCACUCGCGUAAUCGCCGGCGGUGGUGCGUGCGAGCAAGCAAGCAGCGAACCGUCAACGGAAGGCCGCAAACGUGGUCUGGCGAGAAACGAGAUCGCGCGCGGUGUGUUCGUAAGUGGCGUUACACCGGUGUAUCAGUCGGUCGUCCGAUCGUCGAACGAUUCGGCUGCGCCGCGAGCGACGACUCCUCUCGAUCGUUCGCUUCACCAGCGAUACGAUACCGGACCAGCCUGGACAAAGUUCAUCGCCACUCCGUUCGUGGUUCAUCGACGUUCGAGCACGGGUCAACCGAGCUGUGACCCUAGCUUCCAGGAAACACCAUGCCAGAUGGACUUUUGAUCGUUCUCCUGGCCGCGAUCGCCGCCUUGACCGAUGCCGCCUCCAUCGGACAUGCCAGCUUCAAGGCCACGGACUGCGAUAGUGAGAUCUAUUGUAAGGGGAAAUUAUUGAAAACCGUCCAACUGAACGAGGUCUUUCCUGACAGCAAAACAUUCGUCGAUCUUCAUCAACUACAGGAUCCAGAAGUGACCAUGGCCAAUUUCUACCGCCUGCUGAACGCAACGAAUAAUAAACCGACUCGAAUGCAGCUGACUCAAUACGUUAAUGAGAAUUUCGCGUCAUCGAACGAAUUGGUGAAUUGGACGCUGCCAGAUUGGACGGAGAAUCCUUCGAUUCUGAAACGUAUCCAGGAGCCGAAAUACCGAGAAUGGGCGAAAUAUCUGAAUGAAAUCUGGAAGGACUUGGCGAGGAAGAUGAGCGACGAUGUUGAAAUACAUCCAGAGAGACACAGUUUGAUUUACGUAAAGAAUGGGUUUAUUAUUCCCGGAGGUCGUUUUAAAGAAUUCUACUAUUGGGACAGUUACUGGGUGAUUGAAGGGCUCUUGUUAUCCGACAUGUAUCAAACUGCCAGAGGAAUGAUAGACAAUUUCGUGUACAUGGUGGAGAAAUAUGGGUUCAUACCCAACGGGGGUAGAAUUUAUUACCUUAUGAGGAGCCAACCGCCCCUAUUACAUCUCAUGGUUUCAAGGUACUUGGAUUUCACGGGAGACUACAAAUAUCUUGGUAUAAUUUUACCUACGCUGGAGAAGGAGUUCGCGUUUUGGCAGCAACAGAAAAUGAUAGAUGUUACAAAAGAUGGAAGGACCUACAAGAUGGGACACUACGUUGUCAAUAGCGCCAGACCACGACCAGAAAGUUACAGAGAGGAUUACAAUAUGGCGCAAGAACUGCCAGAGAAAGACCGGGAUUUCUUUUACAAUAACAUAAAGGCAGGCGCCGAAAGCGGUUGGGACUUUUCCAACAGGUGGUGUUUGACCAACAACAAAAACGCACCGCUCAGUUUACUGAACAUUAGCACGCAGUACAUUAUACCUGUCGACCUUAAUGCAAUCUUGCAGCAGAACGGACGCCUUCUCAGCGAAUUUCACUCUCUCCUGGGGAAUAGCGCGAAAGCUCAGUAUUACGCGAAAAUCGCGACAGAACUUCAGCUUGGCAUCGACAAUGUUCUGUGGAACGAAGACGAAGGGAUAUGGUUCGACUACGACAUGAGUCAUAAGGCACCCAGAAAAACAUUUUACCCUUCGAAUCUUGCGCCAUUAUACACGAGAAGUUACAAUCGCAAUCAACGGGAACAGUACGCAUUGAGUGCUGUAAAAUAUCUGAAAUUGCAGACCAUCGACAGUUUCUUUGGCGGCACACCCACGUCACUAAAUUACACGGGCGAACAAUGGGAUUUUCCAAACGCUUGGCCACCACUACAAUCGUUCAUUGUGAUGGGUCUUUACUGGACCGGAGUGAGAGAAGCAAUGGAGUUCGCCGAUGAAUUAGCAUCUAGAUGGCUUAGUUCUAAUUACGCUGGCUUUGUCGAAACCGGACAAAUGUUUGAAAAGUACGAUUCGAGUAUACCUGGUCAAGGAGGUGGCGGAGGGGAGUACAACGUUCAGACCGGUUUUGGAUGGACCAAUGGGGUAGUACUGGAAUUUCUUAACACCUUCUCCUCCCUUAGAGUUAAGGAACCGAGGAACAACAGCGAAUUGUACAUGGCGAUCGAAGAAUAACAGGUUUCAUCGAUGACAAUGCAACGCGUAUAUUCCAAUGAAUCUAGUCUAUACGAAAA
Osmia bicornis bicornis is the source of this 2235-nucleotide messenger RNA. Its product is annotated as trehalase-like. The coding region runs from base 440 to 2176 and encodes 578 amino acids. The record is from RefSeq and is a predicted model, not a curated record. Lineage: Eukaryota; Metazoa; Arthropoda; Insecta; Hymenoptera; Megachilidae. Gene Ontology annotation, biological process: trehalose catabolic process. The transcript is spliced from 10 exons. Gene Ontology annotation, molecular function: alpha,alpha-trehalase activity.